GCUAUUUUUAGUGAAAAAAAAAAUAUUUCCUUUACUCCCGAAUUAUUUUCGUUUACAUAAACUCUUAAAAAAAUGAGAGUUGUGCUGAUUUAUUUAAUAUCGAUAAUUUUUAUUUUUGCAAAAGGAGAAGUAGCUUCAAUUAAAAAUUCAUCAGGAAGAAAAAAUGGGACGAAACGGCCAAAUAUUAUUUUAAUUCUAGCUGACGAUUUGGGAUGGAACGAUGUUAGUUUUCAUGGAUCAAAUCAAAUACCAACGCCUAAUAUCGAUGCUCUUGCGUAUAAUGGUUUAAUUUUGAAUAAUCAUUAUGUGGCACCAUUAUGCACGCCCAGUCGAGCUUCUCUUUUGACCGGAAAAUAUCCCAUUCAUACAGGAAUGCAACAUAGCGUUCUCUUAGAACCUGAACCACGAGGACUUCCACUCACCGAAAAAUUACUACCAGAGUAUUUGCGAGAAGUCGGAUACAAGACACACGCAGUUGGAAAAUGGCACCUGGGAUUUUAUCGUAAAGAUUACACACCAUGUUAUCGAGGAUUUGACUCUCAUUUCGGCUACUGGAAUGGUUUGCAAGAUUAUUAUUCACAUAUUGUUCAAUCGACAUUAGAAAAAUAUCGAGGAUUCGAUAUGAGAAGAAAUAUGAGCGUAGCUUGGGACACAGCGGGAAAAUAUUCUACGGAUUUAUUUACGGAAGAAGCGAUUCGUCAAAUUGAUGAACACAAUCAACGUGAUCCUAUGUUCAUGUACUUGGCUCAUUUAGCACCUCACACCGGAAAUAAUGAUAAACUCUUUCAAGCACCCGAUGAAGAAAUCGCUAAAUUCACCUACAUUCAAGAUCCCGAGAGAAGAAUAUACGCAGCGAUGGUUUCAAAAUUGGAUCAAAGUGUCGGAGAAGUUGUUGCUGCUUUGAAACGUCGUGGAAUGCUCGAUAACAGUGUGAUUGUAUUCAUGUCGGAUAAUGGAGCUCCAACAAUGGGAAUAUACGGUAAUCGAGGCAGUAAUCAUCCGCUGCGAGGAAUAAAAGCGAGUCCUUGGGAGGGAGCCGUUCGUGGAUCAGCAGCAAUCUGGAGUCCUCUAAUCAAAAAUCCCAAAAGAGUCGCAAAUCACUUAAUGCACAUUUCCGAUUGGCUUCCAACUUUAUAUUCCGCUGCGGGUUACGAUCCAAAAGCUCUCGGGAAAAUUGACGGAAAGAAUUUGUGGUCAACCCUCGUCACGGAGGAAAAUAAUCCCCGAGAUGAAAUUAUCAUCAACAUUGACGAGAUUGACAAUUAUUCAGCAAUUCGAAAAGGUGAUUUCAAAUACCUAAAUGGUUCGGCGAAAAAUGGAGACUCUUGGUAUGGCGACACCGGAAGGCCAGAGAAAUUCCCAACUGAGGGCGUUUCACCGAAAUUUAAUCCUGAGGACGUUCUUCAAAGUAAAGUCGGAAUUGCCAUUUCUCAACUCAAUUUAAGUUCAAUUCAAGGAACGGAUGAGAAAAAUCCCUCCCACAAAAUGACUCUCACUUCUCGAGAAAUCUUAACACUUAGACGUGAUGCUGAGUUGAUCUGCAACUUGAAACAAAAUAUAACAUGCGAUCCAUUAAAAGCUCCUUGUCUCUUCAACAUAAAAAAAGAUCCAUGCGAAAGAAUAAAUCUCGCCACGACUCAUCCCGAUAUUUUAAAAUCACUGGAAUCAUCAAUAUUGUUUUAUAAAAAAACAAUGACUCCAGCGUCAAACGUUCCAAAUGAUCCCAAAGCCAAUCCAAUCAAUUGGAACGGAAUUUGGACAACUUGGAACGAUUCUUCUCUAAGAUAACUUCUCAAUU
This is a messenger RNA of Leptopilina heterotoma, 1798 nucleotides long. Its product is annotated as arylsulfatase B-like. NCBI's taxonomy places the organism in Eukaryota, Metazoa, Arthropoda, Insecta, Hymenoptera, Figitidae. The transcript has 8 exons. Bases 73 to 1788 code for a protein of 571 amino acids. The record is from RefSeq and is a predicted model, not a curated record.